Miscanthus lutarioriparius is the source of this 207-nucleotide messenger RNA. NCBI's taxonomy places the organism in Eukaryota, Viridiplantae, Streptophyta, Magnoliopsida, Poales, Poaceae. The record is from the annotation of a GenBank genome assembly.
AUGGAGUUCCUGGCGUCCAUCAUCGACACGGUGUUCCGACCGCUCAAGGACUACGUCGCACGGACCGUCAGCUACACCAUGUCCUACGCCGACUACAUCGACCUGUUGGUCGACAAGAUGAGUGAGCUCAAGAGCAAGCGCGAUGACAUCCAGCGCAUGGUCGCCGCCGCCCUCAAGGAGAAGGCCGACUUCCAUAAGCUAGGAUAA